CACCUCCAAACACCAGACAACCAUGGGCAAAAUCACUCUAGCAUGGCCUACGCGGCUGUUUGUGGCUACAACAAGUCUCGUCAGCCUUCCUGUCACCACAACUUUCGGCCUUUCUACGACGACCAUCCCCUCUUGGAAAGUAGCUUCGACCAAAGAUGUCGGCAUCAAUACCGCAAAACUCUCUGCACCAGGUCUGGAGACAUCAUCAUGGUACACCAUCGGUUCAAGGGGCACUCUCAUGGCCACCUUGAUCGACAACGGCGUUUACAACGAGACCUCGCUCUUCUUCUCAGAUAACCUGCAAGAGGUCGACAUUGCCCGAUUUCGCGUGCCGUGGUUCUACCGCACUGAAUUUGAGUACAAAGAAGAUAACGACACCUUCACUCAGCUGAUCACGAACGGUAUCUCGUCUCGUGCGGACAUGUGGCUCAAUCGGCAGUAUCUUGGAGGAACCAUCGGCGCGUAUGCUGGAUCCGAGCUCGAUAUCACUUCCAAAUUGAGGGCUGGAGCGAAUGUUCUCCUCGUGAAGGUGUACCCUACUGACUACAACCGUGACUUUGCCCUCGGCUUCGUGGACUGGAAUCCUUACCCACCGGAUAAUGGAACAGGCAUUUGGCGCGAUGUCCAGAUUAAGCAGAGCGGGCAGAUCAGUCUUGGAAAGCCGCGUGUGAGGACGACAUUAAACGGCAAUGUGAACUUCUCGGUCAGCGUUCAAAAUCUGGGCGACGGGCGUAUCGAGGGCAGAGUUCAGUGUGCUGUGACAGACCCAGAUGGGAAAGAGCUCGGAAGGUCUUGUGCUCCGUUCGAUGCAGAUGGCGGAAAGCCGGUUUUGGUAGCCUUACACCUGAAAGUCGACAACCCGAAGAUCUGGUAUCCAUCACAGUGGGGUGACCAACCACUAUACAGCGUUCAGUGCACCGCAAGUAACAACAGUAAUACCAGUGUCUCGGCGGUAUACGAUCAGACGUCAAAGACUCAGUUCGGCAUCCGUACAGUAACCUCCCGGCUGGACUCUCAUAAUGAUACCGUCUUCUCAGUCAACGACCAACUUUUUCAGGUCAUUGGUGCAGGUUAUACAUCAGACAUCUUCUUACGCUUUAACGUCGAGAAGCUGCGUACGCAAUUUCAGUACGUCCUGGACAUGGGUUUGAACACCAUCCGUCUUGAAGGCAAGCAAGAGCAUCCCGAACUGUACGACCUCGCAGAUGAGAUGGGCAUCAUGUUGUUGCCAGGCUGGGAGUGCUGUGACAAGUGGGAGGCCUGGACUUACAACGAGGAGAAGAGUGGCGAGGAUUGGGAUGAUGAAGAUUAUGAGACUGCGGCUAAGUCGAUGGCGCACGAAGCAGGCAUGAUGCAGAACCAUCCCAGCGUGAUGGGAUUUUUGGUUGGAAGCGACUUCUGGCCUGACAAUAGGGCGACUGAUCUAUAUGUCAACACACUCAGAAGCUACAACUGGACUACCCCAAUCAUAGCAUCUGCUUCCCAGAAUGGUUUUCCGGCUAGACUUGGGAACGGCGGCAUGAAGAUGACCGGCCCGUACGACUGGGUACCACCAAACUACUGGUACGAUACCGAAAAUGGCAACGAUACCCAUCUAGGCGCAGCAUUUGGCUUUGGGUCCGAGCUCGGUGCUGGAGUCGGCACACCAGAGCGUGGCAGUUUGACCAAGUUCCUCUCCUCGACCGACCUCGAUGACCUCUGGCAGAACCCAGACAAAGGACUCUACCACAUGAGCACAAACGUAUCCUCCUUCUACACGCGCUCCAUCUACAACGAAGCGCUCUCCAAGCGCUAUGGUGGCCCCACAAGUCUCGAUGAUUACCUCCUGAAAGCCCAGAUGGCAGACUACGAAGCCACACGCGCCCAAUUCGAAGCCUACCUCUCACGCUGGAGCGCCGAACGUUCCGCAACAGGCCUGAUCUACUGGAUGCUCAACAACGCCUGGCCAAGCUUACACUGGAACCUCUUCGACUAUUACCUCCAUACCGGUGGAAGCUACUUCGGUACCAAAGCCGCCCUCAGCAACCUUGAAUCCGUCGUUUUCGACUACCACUCUCGCGACGUGUACUAUGUGAACCGCGCGCUAAAAAUCACCACCCACGACGAAGCGCGAAGUCUGGAUAUCGACAUCAUCGACCUUGCUGGCAAAACUGUCUUCCAAGACACAGACGUUCGCCUGGACAACCUCGGCGCAGAGCCGAACUUGAGUAAACGCCUCACCCACAUCGCCGCCCUUGACAAUAUCACCGACGUCGUGCUCCUUCGCCUCAAUCUCAACUCGCCCAACCAUGAAGGCCUGCUGAGUGGAAACGUGUACUGGCUCGCGCCCACCCCAGACGUACUCGACUGGAAUAAUUCGACAUGGUACCAUACACCCGUGACCUCGUUCCUGAACCUCACCGCUCUCUCAACAAUGGAUGAAGCUACUAUUAUUGUGAGGGGAAAUGGAUCGAGUAUCCAUAUCGAGAACACGAGUGAUGUGCCUGCGGUGUUUGUGCGGUUGAACCUUGUAGAUGGGGCCGGGAGGGAUGUUGUGCCGGUGGUUUGGGAGACGAACUGUAUUACGCUUUGGCCGAGGGAGAGUUAUAAUGUCGCUGUGAGUGUGGAUCGCGGGUUGAAGGUUGAUGAUUUGAGGGUGGUAAUCGAUGGGCGGAAUGUGAGGAGGAGGACGGUGAGGUUGAACCAGGGGACGCAGGUGUUGGAAGGGGAUGAGUUUAGAUUUUGAGCAUCCUGAAGGGCUGGAUGCAUAGAAUCACCAUCGACAGCUAUGGUCCAAGUUCUACAGCGC
This is a messenger RNA of Macroventuria anomochaeta, 2788 nucleotides long. Its product is annotated as glycoside hydrolase family 2 protein. The transcript has a single exon. Gene Ontology annotation, molecular function: hydrolase activity, hydrolyzing O-glycosyl compounds. Bases 23 to 2725 code for a protein of 900 amino acids. NCBI's taxonomy places the organism in Eukaryota, Fungi, Ascomycota, Dothideomycetes, Pleosporales, Didymellaceae. The record is from RefSeq and is a predicted model, not a curated record. Gene Ontology annotation, biological process: carbohydrate metabolic process.